AUGGAAGGUGUGGAUCCAGACACUCUUCUGGAAUGGUUGCAAACAGGAGUCGGUGAUGAACGCGAUAUUCAGUUAAUGGCAUUGGAACAGCUUUGUAUGCUCUUGUUGAUGAGUGACAAUAUUGACCAGUGUUUUGAAAGUUGUCCACCAAGAACUUUCCUUCCCGCUUUGUGUAAAAUAUUCCUUGAUGAAACAGCUACAGAAAAUGUUUUGGAAGUCACUGCCCGUGCUAUAACGUACUAUUUGGAUGUGUCGAAUGAAUGUACAAGACGAAUAACACAAGUGGAUGGUGCUGUUAAGGCAAUUUGUAACCGACUAGCAGUUGCGGAAAUGAGUGAUCGUACAAGCAAAGAUCUCGCCGAACAGUGUGUGAAAUUACUCGAGCAUGUUUGUCAAAAGGAAACAUCUGCAGUAUAUGAUGCUGGAGGUUUACAGUGUAUGUUGACUUUAGUUCGUCAGCAUGGACAGUAUGUUCACAAGGAUACUAUUCACUCAGCAAUGUCUGUCAUUACGAAACUAUGUAGCAAAAUGGAACCGAGUGAUUCUACCUUGCCAGAAUGUAGUGCCAGUUUGGGAGCUCUUCUUGAACAUGAUGAUCCAAAGGUUUCAGAAUGUGCUCUUCGUUGCUUUGGCGCAUUAACGGAUCGUUUCAUUCGUAAAUUCAUGGAUCCGGUUGAAAUGGUGCAGCAUGGGAAUCUCGUUGAACAUCUGCUUAAUUCAUUAUUGCCUGUACACCUGACUAGUGUAGCUUGCACUGCCACACUUUCACAUAUGAGAAAUACUAAUUCAGUGGGAUCAAGUGACUCAAUGGCAUCAUUUGGCUUAAAUCGAUCAGCGUCAUUUGUCUCCGUUGUCAUUUCAUUAUUGAGUAAUCUUUGUCGUGGCUCAUCGAUUGUUACCGAACAAGUCGUAAGCUCUCCGGUUCUUCUUUGUGCACUGAAAACAGUCCUGAUGGGCAAAGAUGAACGCUGUAUUAUGGAUGCUUUGCGCUUUUGUGAUCUUCUUAUGAUACUUCUCUGUGAGGGGCGAAGUGCGUUACCUAAAAGUAUGGGUUCUACUAUAGCUAAUCGUACCGAAACAGGUCCUAAUUCAUUUGACCGAUCCCAUAGGCAUCUCAUCGAUGCAAUUCGUCAACGUGAUACAGAUGCUUUAAUUGACGCUAUUGAAUCAGGACAGAUUGAUGCAAAUUUCACGGACGAUGUGGGACAAACUUUGCUUAAUUGGUCUUCUGCAUUUGGCACUGCUGAAAUGGUGACGUAUUUGUGUGAUAAGGGCGCCGAUGUAAAUAAGGGUCAACGGUCCUCAUCGUUGCAUUACGCUGCAUGUUUUGGAAGGUCAGAUAUUGUGAAAAUUUUAUUGAAAUACGGAGCAAAUCCUGAUCUUCGUGAUGAGGAAGGUAAAACAGCACUGGAUAAAGCGCACGAAAGAAGUGAAGAGGAGCAUCAGCUAGUAGCAAGUAUUCUGGAAAGUCCAAGCGCUUAUAUACAAGGGAUUGAUGAAAAGGUAGUGAAGGAAAAAACUGAUGUCGCGGGCGAAACAUCAAAUGAAAAGAUCGAUCCCACGAUCGUGCGUCAAUUACUGGAACAACUUUUACCAGUUUUGUGCGAUGUUUAUCAGCGUUCGCUUGGUGCUAGUGUACAUAGAUCCAGUUUGUCGCUGCUUCGUAAAGCUGUCUGUCAUAUAUCACCUGAGUCAAUGGAAUCGAUGGUUACAAAUGACAGUAAUGGAAUUGAUGUUACGACUGAUAUCUGUUUUUCUCGUGGACAGCGGCUUGCUGAAAAUCUUGUUAGCGUUCUUAUGAUGGGUUUGGAACAUGAAGACGACACAGAAUCGCAUGAAAAUGUGUUACAAAUUGUCAAGUCCUUGUUCAUGAAAAGUACAGACUUUUGGUUAGAGCAGUUGGUGCGCGUUGGGAUUUUCGAAAAAGUUGAAGCUAUUGCUAAUCUACCAGUAACACCAGUGAAAGAUAGUGCUGUGACAACAGUGGUCACUGACGAGAAUGGUCGUAUGUCAAGCUCUUUAUCUGUUACAGUUAUGGAUAACAUGUUUGUGGAAGCAGAUGAAGUUUCACAAGGUUUAGCUGAUUAUAAUUCUUAUUUCUAUGUAAAUUCUGGUGUAAAGAAUGGACAACAUUUUACAGUGAAUCCUUCAAAAAACUGGAGUGAUGAAAGUACCACAUCUUCAACGGUUAUAUCAUCAGCUAAGGAAAUAAAUGAUCACGCAAUGGUCAACGUUCCUGUUCAUUUCCAGGAUGAUGAUCCACACAAUACGCAGGUAACUGCGUCUGCAAGUAUAAAUGCUUUAACUCCAUCUUCUGUUUUCGAAACAUCUGAGACUGUUUCUGUCACAGCGGUAACUUCCAAAUAUAAUACGAGCGUUGAUCUUUCGUUGGCAGCAGAUGAUGAAUGGGAAAUUUUACAAGGUAAGAGCUAUCGAUGGAAAGAUUGGAGGAUGAUCAAAAGCAGAGAUUCCUUCUUUAUUUGGUGCGAUGCUGUAGCCGUGGAAUUUAGCGAUGGUAGUAAUGGUUGGUUCCGCUUCAUGUUAGAUGGUCGGCUUAGUACUAUGUAUAGCAGUGGGAGCCCAGAGGCUGGUUCUGACAACGCUGAAACCCGUGGUGAGUUUUUGGACAAGCUCACCAAAGCUCGAAGUGUUGUACCACCAGGCAGCUUUCUUCAUUCAAUAUUUAGCACACCGGAUAUUAAUAAAACGAUUGAAAUUGGCAAUUGGAUUUUGAGUUCGCCAAAAAUUGGUGAAUUAAUUGUAACAAAUUGUGAUGGGAAUCAGCAACGUUUGAUCAUUGUGGAGGAUUUGCCUGGUUUCAUUUUCGAAUCAAAUCGCCAAACAAAACAUUGUUUCCAAGCGGAAAGGACUCUAGGUUUAGACUUUGUUACUGGGUGGGCUGCACGAGGUGGAGGGCGACGCUUACGCUUCCGUGCCGAGACUCAGAAAGCGAAACUACAAGAAAUGGCGAAGGAAAUUUGGGUCAAAUAUUUGAAAGAAGCUCAAUCAAAGCCACGGGACGCUUUAGUUGAAUUACAGAAAGCAUCAUCCACAAUCAAGAAUAUCUGCCAGCAAAAAAAUGAUCAGUUAUCGGCACAUAUGCUUUCGGAACUAGAAGCAGCUUUGAAAUGCAUUCAUUCUUCCGUUAUUAAUGAUCGUCUGCUAUCAACUUUUGAAUUGUCGAUAUCUGGAAUGGUUGGCGCUUUAUUGGCGUUUCUGAAAUUUGUACAAAGGGACACGAAUUGUGAAAUAGCAAUCAUUUUCCGAAGGGUUUUCGUAGACCAGCGUUCACUGUCCGCUCUAGUGUGUAAAAUGGUGUCGGUUCUAGAUUCUAUAGAAAAAUUUCCUCAGUAUCUCUAUGACACUCCCGGUGGUUCAUCAUUUGGUUUACAAUUAAUUAAUCGUCGUAUAAAACUGAAAUUAGAACAAUUUAAUUCGAAUACACCUCCUCAGAUGCAGUUGCUGGAUCGAUCGGGUAGAACAAUGAAAGUGGAACCAUUAAGUACAGUGAAGCAGUUGAAGUGUUAUAUUUUGCGAAUGGUUACUAAACAGUGGUAUGAUCGAGGACGUCAAACGUUUCAUUUUGUGGAAGAAAUAAAAAACGCAAGAAAGCAUGGAACAAAAAUUUCAUUCACUUACACUAGUGACUUCGAUGAUAAAGGCAUAAUUUAUUGGCUGGGAACAAAUGGAAAAACAGUUACUGAAUGGACAAACCCAGCAAGUGUUCAUGUUGUUUUCGUAACAAGUUCGGAUGGUGAACGUCUACCAUAUGGCCAGCAUGAAGACAUUUUAAGCCGUGAAGCUCUCAAUUGUCAUACUUCUGACGAUAAAAACGCUCACUUUACGAUUGAUCUUGGUAUUUAUUUUUAUCCAAAAACUUAUACGCUUCGGCAUGCUCGUGGUUACGGACGAUCUGCCCUUCGUAAUUGGCUUUUACAGGGUUCUCAUAACGGUCGAAUAUGGGAUGUACUUGUGGUGCAUGAAAAUGAUACCUCAUUGAAUUAUCCAGGUUCCACAGCAUCAUGGCCAAUUGCUUGUCCAGAGGACAAAGGUCCCUAUCGAUAUAUUCGCAUUGCACAAAACGGCAGAAAUGCCAGUAACCAGAAUCAUUAUUUGUCGUUAUCAGGUUUUGAAAUAUAUGGUGAUGUUGUUGAUGUCGUGGUAGAUGGUUUUAAAAUUCUGGAAGAAAAGCCAAGCAUGAGUAGCAGGCGAUCCAAAAAAUGUAUUACUAGUACUAAGGAAAUAUCAGCGAAGGAAAGCAUUAUUAAUGAAACAUCGCUCACUUCAAUCAAUACUAACAUACAUUCUGCGACCUCACUUGGUGAUGCCAGUGUUGUUCAUUUGCCUGGCGGUCAAACCAAUAAUAAAGUUGUAAGUGGUAUUAUUGGAUGUGAUGUGAUGCUCAGCGGGACAAAUGCAGUGAAGAGCAGGACAUUUCGGUAUCGGCGUGGUUCGCGUUUACUGGCAGCAAAUAUAGCAGGACGUGGAAUCCGUAUAGCUAGCGUGCCUGAUGCAGUGACUUGUCCGGUAGGCAGUCGCGUAGUUCGAGGUCCAGAUUGGAAAUGGGAUGAUCAGGGGAGUAAUAUGGAAGGCACGGUCAUAUCUCUCAUUGAUAAUGGUUGGAUUGAUGUUCAGUGGGAUGAUUGUACAUCAAAUUCUUAUCGCUUUGGUGCCGACGGAAAAUAUGAUAUUGAAUUGAAGUCUGCUGAAUGGUCACCGGGUUUACGUCGAGGUUUUCGAAUAGUUGGUGCACGACGAGAGAGUCAUGCUGCAGCUACAUUGUAUCCCACCGGUAGCGGUCAAGUCCUUCCUGGAUUUUCAAGACAGCUUCCUCCAGUUCCGCGCGGGUUUAUGGAUCAUAGUCCCACAGAAACAUUACGAAAGGCGAAGCCCGGCAAUGCAUCUUUUUCCCGGUAUCAUCAAAGUGUCAGUUCACGUAGCAGUGCUGAAAUGAGUACUUUCGAUCGGAACAAAUCUGACUCUUGUCUUCAUUGUGGUUCACAAGAACAUCGUACAAAAGAUUGCGUUAAUGGUUUGGACUCCUCUAAUUUACAGAAAUCAGAAAUUAAUGCAGAAGAUGAAAGCAUUACUAAUGCUAAGAUUAUUACUACAAAUCAGCUGUCCUCAAAUAUUGCACAAAAAUCGAUGUCAACUACCAAUUUGUUUGAUGGAUCUGAGGCAGCGAAAAGAGCGUCAGUAGCAUCAACCAAUCAGGCGGCAAGUGCGGAAUCUUUGCAACAUCAGACACCAUCCUUAGAAAAUUUACUGGCACGUUCAAAAAUAUUCGAUGACCGUAUCCCAGAAGUAGUCUCGGAUGAUAUACCUACAGCUGAAAGUCAGCAUACAACUGGCUCCUCAACAGCCGUCGAUACUGAUCAGGAAAGUAUUUCUACAAAUAACUAUGCCGGUUUGGAUACCAGCUUCGAAAGUUUUGAUGGUGCAGUCGCAAUUAUCGAAAAGACACAUGAUGUGAAUGUUUCUAUAAAACCGAGCACAUACGUUGGUGGCUCUCAGCCUAUAUUACUUGAUCAAGAUUCUGACACUUCUGGAGAAGCGCAAGUAAUCAGGCAGCGUGAUACGUGUUCAUAUCCUCAGAACUCGGUGAGAUCCAACAUACAAAAUGAUUUAGCUCCAGCAAGUAGUAGUAAUACUACAUCGCUGGGGGAGGCAAAUGCGCGAAAUUUAGCAAAUAUGAGUGUCAGCGCUCCAAAUUUGGUUAUUUUACGACAGCUUCAACAGUCGGGAGCAACGUCGAAUACUGAUCAAAUGUUCUUAUCCGGUGACGAUGAUUUAGUGCGGAAUAUCUUGCAAGAUUUGGCCAACGAUCCAUCGCGGCUUCGUAGCUUGCGUCGAUUUGCACUUGCAAGAAGCGGUUCAGCUAUGAUAAGUGAUGGUGAUAACGCUAUACAUGAUUCUACUCGGCGGUCUUUAAUCAAUGAAGAAUACGGGCGAAUAAGGAACGAAUCGUUUGGAGCACUGACUCAUGAAAUCAUUCGCAAAAAUGCCGACAUGAGUAGCGAAGUUAAUGAACAUAUCGAUGCUGUCGUGUCACUUGCUGAUGGUGAAUCGAAUGAAAGCAAACUAGGAGACAGCUGGAAACAAAAAGAAAGAGGUUCCUCAGAGAUACAAGGAAAUACAUUUCCCUUGGAGCCUGUGAAAAUCUCGUUGGUGCCCAUGAUGUUGCAGUCGUUUAAUCCUGGACAGAGAAUAAUAACUGAAGAAAAUAGUAGUAAUCGCGAAGUGGCAACAAAUAUAUCGAUUGCUGAUAGCACAAUUUUUUCUACAAAUGGUCGCAAAGCGCCUUUAACUUCUUGCUUACCAGAGCAGUUAGAUGACGAUGUUUCUGAUAAAAUGGAUGCUUCGAUGGAAAUAAUCGGUUCAAAUCAGCCAGGUGGUUCCCAAAGAGCACUUGGCAAAUCUUCGUUUGGAACAGGUUUUCGAUCAGCUUCUGGGUCACAGUCUUUGUGCUCACGACGAAGUAUGCAAAAUAGUGGAGGCAAUUUCCCUUCACGUUUAGGUAAUUACGCAGAUGUUCUACGCACCGUUGUCAUGCAACAAAUCAUUGAUUCUGGUGGUUCGCUGAAUGGUCUCGAGUUAGAAGAAAUUGAGGAUGACAUAUACGAUGAUGAAAUGCAAGAUGAAGGUAACGAAGAUGACUGUGAUGAGGAAUAUGCAAAUGGUUUAUCUGUAGAGGCACUGGCGCAAGCAGCAGCUGCUUUUCAUAAACAGUCCAGUGGAGGAAACACUGGAUUGAGUAGAGAACUGAAGUUUAACUGGAAACAGAUUGUAAUGGGUGAGGCUGGCAGAUUGAUAGGUGAUCGAGGUUUACGAUCAUCAACCUCGCCAAGUAACAACAAACAGAAUCGAGGAGGUGUCAGUCGGAAUUGGGAUGAUGAAUUCGUUUUGAAGCACCAAUUACCUGCCUUAAUUCCUGCAUUCGAUCCUCGUCCAGGCAGAACAAAUGUCAAUCAGAUCCAGGAUAUCGACUUGCCAGAUGGUAUCAGUGAUUCUCGGAGUGAAGCGGCAUUUUAUUCUGGGUGUUCAGUGCCGCAUACGGAAGAGGUACCAGAGUUGCGUCUAUAUCUUCAAGGACCCAAUUUAACAAACAUAAGUAAUGCUACUAUCGAACUGGUUGAUAAUGACAGAUCGAUAUUUUUCUAUCUUCAGCAGCUUGUUCAAAAUGUCGAGUGGGGACAGAAAAAUGAAAGAACAAGGCGUAUUUGGGAGCCGACGUAUACAUUGAUUUAUCGAAAUGCAUGUGAUAAUGAUGAACUUCCGCAAACAAUUAAUAAAACGGUUGCAGAAAUGAAUGGUUUCCCAGAAAAUGUUGCUAAUACUUUGGUAGUUCUUUCAAACUUACAUCAAAUUGGUGCAAAUGUAAUGAAAUAUGAAAUGGCGACAGAUAUUUUUGUUAGUGAAAAAUUGACUCAAAAACUGAUGCAAGAGCUGGCAGAUCCGUUGAUUGUUUCUGCAAGAGCUUUGCCUUCUUGGUGUGAUGAACUAAUUUUCAAAUAUCCAUGUUUAUUUAGUGUUGAAACGAGGACUAAUUAUUUUCGAGCUACUGCGUUUGGUACUUCGCGUUCAAUUGUAUGGCUACAGGCUCGUCACGAUCAGAUGCUUGAACAGUCUCGUGGUGCAACAAGUGCUGCAUCGGUAUCGAAUCUUACUGGAACUCGUAGAGAUGAUAAUUAUCCCGAGUUCCGCAUAGGCCGAAUUAAGCAUGAACGCAUCAAGGUGCCACGUGACGAUGAGCAGCUAUUCGAAUAUGCUGUCCGGUUAUUGGAGUUUCAUGCUUCUAGGAAAGCGGUGCUGGAAGUUGAAUAUAUUAAUGAAGAAGGAACUGGAUUGGGACCAACACUGGAGUUUUAUGCUUUGAUGGCCGCCGAAUUUCAACGCAAAGACUUAGCAAUGUGGAUCUGUGAUGACAUGGAUACUGACCAGAUGGAAGGACUAGAUCUUGGGGAGGGUGUGAAACCACCGGGAUACUAUAUUCGUCGCACUGGAGGACUUUUUCCGGCUUCAAUACCAAUUUCAUCUGCAGAAAAUUCACGUGUUUCUCAAUUAUUUCGAAUUUUCGGGAUUUUCCUAGCUAAAGUACUACAGGAUGGUCGUUUGGUGGAUUUACCACUUUCGCAACCAUUUUUAAAAAUAAUUACCAACCCACAGCUAACUGAAGGAAAUACUGUUGAUUUGAAUGGUGUACUUAAUUUGAAUGAUUUGGAAGAAGUAUACCCAGUCAGAGGUUGUAUAUUAAAAGAACUAGAUGCAUAUAUCGUGCAGAAACGUUCUAUUGAAGCUGACAAGAGGUUUGAUCCAGAUACUCGACGACGAAAGAUCGAACAACUUAAAUUAAAUAUUAAUGGUUCAGAAUGUACAAUUGAGGAUUUAUCAUUAACUUUUUGUGUAAAUCCAUCGUCAACUAUAUUCAACUAUAAGCAAAUGGAACUGAUUGAAAAUGGUAUGAAUAUCGAUGUCACUGCUAAUAAUGUUGAACUUUAUAUUGCUUCAUGCACGGAUUUUUAUCUCAGUUCUGGUAUUCUUAAUCAGUUGAAAGCAUUUCGCGAAGGCUUUGAUCUUGUUUUUCCUUUACGAAAUUUAAGGAUGUUUGUUCCAAGAGAAUUACAGACUUUGCUAUCUGGUGAUCAGUGUCCGGAAUGGACUCGUGAAGAUAUUAUUAGUUUCACUGAGCCAAAACUGGGUUAUACUAAGGAAUCGCCUGGUUUCUUACGCUUUGUUGAUGUUCUAGUAGGAAUGAAUGCUUGUGAACGCAAGUCCUUUUUACAGUUUACAACAGGUUGUUCUUCCUUGCCGCCAGGUGGUUUGGCAAAUUUGCAUCCACGUUUGACAAUUGUUCGAAAAGUUGAUAGCGGCGACGGUAGUUAUCCAUCUGUGAAUACUUGUGUUCACUACUUAAAAUUGCCCGAUUAUAGUUCUACGGAGAUUAUGCGUGAACGUCUUCUAACAGCAACUAAUGAAAAAGGUUUUCAUCUAAACUGA
Molecule: messenger RNA, 8997 nt
Organism: Brugia pahangi
Lineage: Eukaryota; Metazoa; Nematoda; Chromadorea; Rhabditida; Onchocercidae
Source: the annotation of a GenBank genome assembly